This is a messenger RNA of Tribolium madens (black flour beetle), 1065 nucleotides long. It is a transcript of the gene Vps2, whose product is annotated as charged multivesicular body protein 2a. The record is from RefSeq and is a predicted model, not a curated record. Gene Ontology annotation, biological process: endosome transport via multivesicular body sorting pathway; late endosome to vacuole transport; protein transport. Bases 109 to 792 code for a protein of 227 amino acids. The transcript has 3 exons. Lineage: Eukaryota; Metazoa; Arthropoda; Insecta; Coleoptera; Tenebrionidae. Gene Ontology annotation, cellular component: ESCRT III complex; multivesicular body.
UUGACAUAUGUCAGUUGUCAAAAGCACAAAUGAGUCACAGCUGAAUUUAGUAAAUAAAUUAACAAUUUAGGAGUAUUUUGUGGUUGUUUAAAAAAACUUUUUACCAAAAUGGAGUGGCUAUUCGGUAAACGCGUAACCCCCGAGGAAAUGCUCCGGAAAAACCAGCGAGCACUCAAUAAAGCAAUGCGCGAUUUGGACCGAGAAAAAAUGAAGAUGGAACAACAGGAGAAAAAAGUCAUAAAUGACAUAAAAAAAUUAGCGAAAGAGGGCCAAAUGGAUGCUGUUAAAAUAAUGGCCCGCGAUUUGGUGCGUACCCGACGCUAUGUUAAGAAGUUUAUGCUAAUGAAAGCCAACAUUCAAGCUGUAUCUCUCAAAAUUCAGACGCUCAGGUCUCAAAAUGCUAUGGCACAAGCCAUGAAAGGGGUCACUAAAGCCAUGCAGAGUAUGAACAGGCAGCUAAACCUGCCACAAAUUCAGAGGAUUUUGCAAGAGUUUGAAAAACAAUCGGAGAUUAUGGAUAUGAAAGAGGAAAUUAUGAAUGAUGCGAUUGAUGACGCGAUGGAAGGCGAUGCGGAUGAGGAGGAGAGUGAUGCUGUUGUCAAUCAAGUCCUUGAUGAAUUAGGCUUGCAACUGAAUGAUCAGUUAUCAGGUUUACCCCAAACUGGGGGCUCACUUCCCGCUACUGGCCAGAAACAACCAGCAGCAGCCGCCGCUACGGCGGGUGGAAAUGGAGGUAUUUCAGAUGCUGAUGCAGACUUGCAAGCAAGGUUAGAUAACUUGAGAAGGGAGUAAAUGUAUUCAAUCCAAGAAUAUUGUGGUUUGAAGCGGCAGCCAAUUUGCCCUGGGUAUCCCACGACUCACUUAAUUAUUUUUUACAAUAUACCUAUAUUUUCGUUGUAUUUGUUCUAAAUAUUGUCCGUAAAUACGGCAAAUAAAAAGCAACUGUUUAUAGUAUAACUUAUAAAAGCUUCUAAAAUUGUUAAAAGUGCUUACCUACAAAUAAAGUUGUAUAUUUUUUAAAUACUUUGGUUAAAGUUAUAAUUAAAGGAAAGUAUGAUUACUUGA